AUGGGCCGCAGCCCGAGCAGUGCCGCAGCGGCGGCGGCGGGGGAUGCAGUAACAUAUCAAGAUUUGCAUAUCACCUUCACUCAGCAAGAGUGGGCUUUGCUGGAUCCUUCACAGAGGAAUCUCUACAAAGGUGUAAUGCUGGAGACAUAUAUGAACCUCAUUGCGAUAGGCUACAAAUGGGAAGAUAAUGAUAUCGAAGAACAUUGUCAAAGUCCUCAAAGACAUGUAAGGUAUGUCCUAAGUCAUUCAGAAUACAAACCAUUUGAGCAUAGGGACAUGGAAAGAGUAACGCACUUCUCUCCAUCUCAGAAUAAUCAGACGUUUCAGUAG
Molecule: messenger RNA, 330 nt
Organism: Mesocricetus auratus (golden hamster)
Lineage: Eukaryota; Metazoa; Chordata; Mammalia; Rodentia; Cricetidae
Product: zinc finger protein 431-like
Exons: 4
Coding region: 1-330 (109 amino acids)
Biological process (GO): regulation of DNA-templated transcription
Source: RefSeq, a predicted model, not a curated record